CUUUGUCAACACCGAGCAACGAUGGCAUGGCUGCGGUGGUUCUCGGUGGCUAUCGCUGCCGUAGUGGCGCAGACGGCACCGUCGCCCACCAACCUCGUAGUGUAUGUGAGUCUGACGUGGCAGAACGAGCUGCUUUCUGUGAUUGAGGCAAGCGAAAAUGCGCUGGUGACGCAACUGCGCGGCUUUGCACUGCCCGUCACCAUGGGCAGUCUCAACGCCUCCAACGUCGAUGUCGCGCUGCAGACCAUCGACGUCUUGGCGGGCCCGAAUGCCUCGCUGAGUGACGCGCAGUCGUAUGAGGUCGCGCUGGCCGUGACGGCGACCGGGUACGGCAACGUGACGAGCGACGCGUUCGUCGCCUUCCUCACGUCAAUCGGGGACGUCGGGGGCUACUUGACGUCGCACAUUGGUAACAUCUCUUCGCAGAUCGUGACCAAUCACGUCAGCACCGCGCCGACGGCCCCGUGGCUGGGGCUACACCCGCCGGCGACCGUCACCAGUAUCUUUGGCACGACACCGUUUCUCCUCGUGACGCUCCGCUUUCUAUCGCCCAACGGACUUGAGGGCGUCUACUUUUCCGGUGCAACGCUCUGCCGCAUGCGCGUGGCCAUGCAAGACCUUCUCAACUCGUCCUCGGUUCGGUUCGCGCCGUUGGCCGUCAGCAACACGACUCAGUUUAGCUUGAUGGAGACGCUCGUCGUGCACGGGAUCCCGCUGAACACGACAUCGCUGCCGCCCGGCACAAUCACAAACCUCCUCGUGCAGGGCAAGCCGUUGCCGGCCGGUGGUUUCUUGCGUCUCGCCGAUCUCAUGGACGCCUACGGCUUUCACGACGCGGUGCGCCUCGGGCUCAUGGUGACUGUCGACAGUAUCAAUGCAACGCCGGCGCAAGUGGUGACGGCCAUCGACGGUGGCGUCGUCGACACGUCCGUGAUUACGAAUUUCAUAGUCUCGGACACGGCCCUCGCACCAGUGUUUUCGUCGCCGCCGAGUCCGUGUCCGGCUCCGUGGUGCUUGCACGUGGUGUGGAACAAUAGUGCCGGCAACAACAGCUUUUUCCUCUCGCGUGUCAAGGCAACGAGUUUUCUUAACGGCACGGUCUUUGCCAGCGGCUUGGGGGCGCGGGUGCCGCCCGGCAACGCCAGCGUCUGGACCUUCUACGGCUCUGCGAUGACGGCGCCCCUCGACCACGUUCAGCUCGACUUGGUUCGCGCAAGUGACAAGGCGACCAUCAGCGUUGAUGUGUCGGCCGCGAUGCUUAGCGCCAAUGAAGCCACGUCGACGAUCACGAGUACGAGCAGUAGCCAGGUGCCCAUGUACACGGACUACCGCGCGUACAUCCGCAACAGCAACGAGGUGUCGCUUUUGGUGCACCUCCACGAAGGCGCACCGAGCAACGCCUCGUAUGCGACCACCGAGGCCGAGGCCUGCGCGCUCUGCACGCCGCUUGUUGCGCGCUGCAGCGCCGAUGCCAACUGCUCGUCGCUCCUCUCUUGUGCCCAGCAAUCACUCCGUAAUGCCAGUGCCGUUCUCGCAGCCUCGACGAUCGGAAGCGUUGUGGAUGUGACGCCCAACAUCACAGCGUGCAUGAUCACACCGGCGGCCGCGACACCGAGCCGCACCCUCUUUACGAGUGCAAUGCAAUGUCUCGUCGCGCGCACCUGUCCUUUCUACUCGAACGGAACGACGCAGCUCGCGUGGUAUAGUUCGGCGGUCGGGUGGACGCAGCUGCGCAUGAAUCGCCUCUCGGACGCGUUGCCGCUGAACGUCAGCGUCACACGACCGUACAAGAGCGACGUCAACCAGUCGACGAUCCUUAUGCCGUGCGUGGUGUCGUUCACCGCGUCGCAGCUCCCGAGUGCCAUUGCAAAGACGAUUCAAAACUGCAAUCUCAACGAUUCGCAGGUGACCGUGGUGUACAACCUUGACCUCUCGCUCAACGCGACGCUGCCCGUGUCGUACGACAUUUUCUUUAGCACGAGCUUGAGCCCGCUGCCCGGCAUUGCGCUCCCGUCGACGUUGCCCAAUUUGACGGUGGCGACCGUCCAAAAUAUGCGGUACCCGUCGAUCGGUCUCCUCACGCUGCCCAUGGCCAACUACUCGCGCGCGCCCAAUCUCGUGCCACCGACCGACCCAUGCGCCCAGUGCUGGUCGAUGUUCACCGCGACGUGCCUCCCGGACCCGACGUGCAACGCGCUCACCAACUGCAUCAUGCAAGCAGCCUUUCCGUCCAUCUCGCGCCUCUUUGCAACCGGCGCGAUUGGCGACGGUAUCGACCUCUCGGGCUACAUCCGCAACUGCUCGUCGCCAGAAGCGUUCACGUCGUCGUCGGCAGUGCGCGCGCUUCAUAAUGUGAGUGCCUGCUACGCAACGACCCAGUGCUCGGUGGCACCGGCGGCACGAGCGAAUAGUGUCAACUCGACCGUCGUGUGGCAAGUCCCGCCUCGCAUCCAGACUCUGUGGCUCAACCAGUCGUUGUCCAAAAGUGCUACCAACAAGACGGUGUCGGUCACGGCGAUCGCGACACCGGCUAACACGACGCUGCUCGCCAACCUCACGUCGACCGGACUACAAACUGCGUUGCAAAAGCUACUGGGGUUGCCGGUGGUCGUCUCGGCCGAGACGGUCGUCGCACCAAAUGUGUCGACGUGGUCGAUCACGUACGUGGCGUUCGCAGGGUACUGCCCGACGCUCGCGGUGGUCGACCUCGCCACCAACGUGCCGCUUGAUGUCGUUGACGAUCCAUUCCCAUCGUCGUUUGUGGCUGUCACCAGUCUUUCGUUGCCCCAGCUGUCGUGAUAACUCGCCUGCAUAGCCGAGCCAAUAAUGUGUCACUCGACGCUUCUUGCAUCAUCGUAAUCUGCUUCAUCCCUACA
Saprolegnia diclina VS20 is the source of this 2876-nucleotide messenger RNA. RefSeq lists its product as hypothetical. The record is from RefSeq and is a predicted model, not a curated record. Lineage: Eukaryota; Oomycota; Saprolegniomycetes; Saprolegniales; Saprolegniaceae. The coding region runs from base 22 to 2799 and encodes 925 amino acids. The transcript has 3 exons.